This is a messenger RNA of Trichobilharzia szidati, 2561 nucleotides long. The record is from the annotation of a GenBank genome assembly. NCBI's taxonomy places the organism in Eukaryota, Metazoa, Platyhelminthes, Trematoda, Strigeidida, Schistosomatidae.
CCGCUAUCUUCUAGCGUGUUCCGGUAUUCAUUACUGCAUUUAUAUACGUUGAUUUCAAUGGAUGCAACUGAUAAUGGAUCAAAUUCUCCAAAUAACUGGAUUUCUGAAAUCCAGAAAACGUUUUCAGAUAUUCGUUUGUCAAUGAUAGAUGAUGACACACUGGUAAACUUAUUAUCAGAACGGUAUGUCCACAAUAUGUUUACUUCUUAAUUUCAGAUCUGUUUCUGUACUAAAUGUGGUUGAUUGCGCAAUGUCUUAUUUCAUCGCUGUGAAUUUUAUUGGUGGGUUAAUGGUUAAUGACUCAUAUGAGUUGGAUGGAUGCCACCAGUUAGCAUUAGAAGACCUCACUUGUGAGGGCGAACGUCCCUUCAAACUCACUAAAUCUCUAAGCUUACUUUGGUUAUGUAAACGCUUGUGCAGAAAAAUGUCUUCCAUUUCUCAAACUUUAUCAUUCCUCUAUCAUUUGAACCUUUUGAAGUGCAUUUACUUGCAUCAGUACCUGAUUGGUGAUGAAAGAUCUCCUAAAUUAAAAAGUGAAUUUCAUGAAAUCAUCGACGUCUGUGAAAAAGAAGCCAACAAUUUUUCUACUGAAGAUUGGAUUCACUAUUUGAUGUUAUCUUCAUAUUUAAGCGCCUUUUACUAUGAAUAUGAAAAUUCAAAAACUUUCGCAUCAAAAUGUGCUGAAUAUUUAAACAUAGAUGUUAAAUUCGAUGGUGUUUUGGGUAAAUGCACCAGAUUUCAAGAAAAAGAAGUUGCAAAUCUGACAGUUAAAGUUAGUAGGUUAUUAGAAGUAAAAGAUGAUGAAAGUUCAUGUAACGAUGCUCUACCUCAGAUAAUAUCUCUUAAUGAUGAUGUACUUCUUAAUAGUGUUGCACUUAGUACAAACGAUGAACAAAAACCCCUUUCAAAUAUAGAGCAGUCCUUUAUUUUGUUAUUGUGUGAACUUCAUCGUCGCUACUACCCACGGGAUGAUCUAACUGCACAACAGUGUCUAGCUUAUAUAAACACUGUUAUCCGAGCCGUGUAUCCUGAUUCCAUAAGUGAAAUAAAGAGUAGUUCCUCUUGGCCCAUCGCAACAGAAAUGUUGUUUAGAAGAAGUUUGCUGGAACAUCAUUCUGUUCGAAGAACGGAGCGUGCACUAUCGCAACUAGAAGAGUUAUCUAACCAGUUUAGCAGGACCAGUCCACCACUUUCAGAUAGAUCUGUUGGGAGCUUUUUUCUUUCAAGAAUGCCUUCUAUUUGGACUUUACAAAUUGAACAAGGUCGGUUACUCAUGAAGAUCGGAUGUUAUAAGAGCGCCCUGGAUAGUUUUCUUCUGUGGGAUAAAUGGUCAGAAAUAAUUGAAUGUUAUACACAUUUGAAUAAAAGAGAAAAAGCAGAAGAAGUAAUUCGUUCUCGUUUAGAUGCUGGAGACAAAUCUGCUGAUUUAUAUUGCGCCCUUGGAGAUGUAACAAAUGAUCGUCAGUAUUAUUUAACGGCGUGGGAUGUAUCGAAUCACAAGUCAGCUCGAGCUAUGCGCAGUUUAGCUGUUGUUUAUAUGUAUAUGGAUAAAGAUUACAGUAAUGCAAUCGAAUGCUUUGAAAAGUCAUUGGGAAUUAACAAUAUGCAGGCUGGUUUAUGGUUCACAUUUGGAUGUUGUUGUCUACAAGCCAAGGAGUACAUAAAAGCUGAAAAGGCUUUUCGUGCUUGUGUUCGUCUAGAUCCUGAUAAUUACGAAGCCUGGAGUAACUGUGCUACUGCGGUUCUACUUCAAGGGAGAAAGAAUGUAGCAUUGAAGCUAAUGAAAGAAGCUUGUAAAUAUAAUUAUGAAAAUUGGCGCUUAUGGGAAAACAUUUUAUUAAUCAGUGUCGAAGUAAACGCUUUUGGAGAUACUAUGCAUGCAUAUCAUCGCUUGUUAGACUUACGUGGAAAGUAUGCAAAUGCACAAGUUCUUGGUAUUAUGGUUAAAGCUGUUAUUACGGAUCAAAGUGAUUCGACUGGAUCCCCUGCCAGUAAUAUACGCACAAAGUUACUUGAAUUAUUUGGUCGAGUGACGGCAUCUACACCAACAGAAGCUUUGAUAUGGGAGGAGUAUGCACAUCUCUUACUUGAUGAAAUCCCACAGUUAAGUUCUACAACUUACCAACGUGCUGUCCAGUGUCUUCAAACAGCUCAUCGUUGCCGUAUACAAUCAAGUGAAGGACCGUGGGAACAGUCUACAGAUAAACGUAAAGCAGUUGUGGAUGGUUUGAAAGCUUUAGCCGAUUUACUAGAUGAUCCUCCUAAGUUUGAGAACAAUAACGAUAACGAGUCGGAAGCACAACAACUGGCUACUUUUAUUCAGUCCAGUUUGGCUAGUCUUCGAAUGAGUGUAAAGUUGGUCAUUGCCAAAUUGAAAGUUGCUGAAGAGUCACUUGUUUCGGUAGAUGUACAAAAGAUGAUUUGUUCUUCACACAAAUUUCUAAAUGAAUUACUUAUUGAUAUCGAAAAGAAAAUAAACUAGAAUGUACUUGCAUUUCUUUUACUUUUGUACAUGAUCUUUAUAACAAUGAAAGUAUUUUCAAUAAAAGUGAUGAUCAAUA